AUGAGUCUCUGCUUCGACGAAGCCUAUCAAGCCCUACGAAGCCGACGCAUCUCGGAGGAAGAAUACCUCCACCAAGUUCUGGCGCACUUCUGCGGUAUUCGACAUCCUGCAGAUGAGAAAGCAGGACGGCCUUGGGAAUUGAUGAUCAACGAUCCAGUUGGCAAUGCAAUCAGAGAGGCAGCGCUGAACUCGCCCCAUUCACGACCAGAGAGUCCGUCUUCCAAGCUGGCCUUUCGUAAAAAAACGCUCUACUAACUAGCUCGCUACAGGCGUUAGCCAACUCGAGAAACUCUUCACGAGCGCGCUCAAAGACGACGCGAAAGCCGUGAAGACCAUUGUCUCCCAGCUCGCGAGCGAUGCAUCCGGCCAGCCGAUUCCUCUCCAAGCCAUUGCCACUUUUGCAGCACUCCAUAGCGAUGCCGAAGUCCUAAGAUUCUGUCUGCAAAUGGGAGCCACCCUUUCCGACCGAAACACUUCCGUAGCGCUGGAAUACGCCGCGAGGGGUCCCGCGCUCCUCCAUGUCCUGUAUGAGUACGAUUGGAGGGACAUGAGAACGUCAACGCUGGCCUUCAACCGCCUGCUGGAGUGGUCCCUUCACACCGGUCCAGAAGAGUUGAAUUGGUUCCUUAUUCACGGGGCCCGCAUCGACAAGGAAACAAUUCGUCAUGCCGUGCACGGCGCGCCCCUCAAGGCCGCCUGUAUCCAGGUCCUGGUCGAUCGGCUAGGCGUAGAACUCUUCAAUGGCACACGUCUCCUCCAGAGCGCCGCGAAGCGAGGCCGAAACGAUAUCGUCAAGGUGCUUCUUGACGCUGGUGUGAACGUGGACGAGCUCAUACCGCCCAGUCCCACGCAUGAAGAUGGCGAAGUGGAAUUGACGGCGCUGUACGAGGCUGUGUACAAGCGUCAUGAGGAAACGGUGCAGUUGCUCCUCCAACGUGGAGCGGAUCCGAAUAAGCAGGUCUGUGCAGAAGGCCUGAAUACUCCGCUGAAACUUGCUGAGGGACAUGGAUAUGCACGGAUCGUUGUGAUGCUGAGGAUGGUCGUUGAGGGAAAGGAGAAGUCUGGUGGUGAUACAUAUCAUACCGCGAAGCUUUGA
Messenger RNA from Lecanosticta acicola, 1096 nucleotides. NCBI's taxonomy places the organism in Eukaryota, Fungi, Ascomycota, Dothideomycetes, Mycosphaerellales, Mycosphaerellaceae. The record is from the annotation of a GenBank genome assembly.